GGACUGUUACUGAGUUACUGCUAUGCCGGCUCACUUGGUUUCUAUUCGGCUUUUGAUCUGUGACUUCCAACGAUGUCAUGAUGAAGGACAGCAAGCAGACCGUUGUUCAGAAACGCAAGGGAAUCUGUCACAGCAACUAUAAAGUUCGCGCCUCUUACGCUCCUACAUCACCGUCCCAAUGCUACACACCAAACUCGCUUGGCUCUUCCUGUGUCCUUGUCUCCUGGCAACCGCAGCUGCGAAUUUCGCCGCGGACCCCUCCAUCGACGUCUCGGCUAUCUACACCGCUGGUCAAGCGAGCACACUGUCACGGACUGGUAUUAUUGAUAGCUUCCCCGCGACCGAGGGGGACGAAGACAACGUCUAUAUCCAGGGGAAUUGGCUCAACCUUGAUGGUGUGUCUGCAUACCAUUUUGUUGCAGACAUGGACGUGGAUUGCGAUGGAGUCGACUACCAAUGUGCGGGAAACCCCGACGGUCAACCAGAAACCUCCUUUGGUGCACUAGACGCCUCGUCUGUGCCAUGGUACGUUAUACCCCAGACAUUCUGGGACGCGCACCAGGAUAUCAAGCCCAAUGCGCUUGGUGCUGUCAUCUGUGACGGAAAGAUGUUUUAUGGGAUUUUCGGGGACACCAACGGGGAUGACCCGGAAGUUAUUGGGGAAGCCUCACUUGUGCUAGCUCAGACAUGUUUUCCGGAUGAAGGUCUAAGCGGGGGCAAUGGCCAUACGCCGCUGGACGUCCUCUAUAUCAUCUUUGGGUCUAAAGUACCCUCAGGCGUCGGGAAGGAGAGCAUUGACAUUGACGCUUUGAAGACGCUCGGGGACGAGCAGGUCCAGCUCCUUGCAACCGCUCUUGGCGGUAAUGGAAGUGCCAAUAGUACGAUCACCAUCAUUGAAUCGGGAAACUAACAUCUUUUCUUGCUUAACCCAUAUUACCCGUCCUUUGUAUACCCUGCAACAGAACACCU
Messenger RNA from Guyanagaster necrorhizus, 969 nucleotides. RefSeq lists its product as uncharacterized. The transcript is spliced from 7 exons. The record is from RefSeq and is a predicted model, not a curated record. Gene Ontology annotation, molecular function: chitosanase activity. Bases 179 to 910 code for a protein of 243 amino acids. Lineage: Eukaryota; Fungi; Basidiomycota; Agaricomycetes; Agaricales; Physalacriaceae.